This is a messenger RNA of Nomascus leucogenys (northern white-cheeked gibbon), 2070 nucleotides long. It is a transcript of the gene MFSD11, whose product is annotated as major facilitator superfamily domain containing 11. The record is from RefSeq and is a predicted model, not a curated record. Lineage: Eukaryota; Metazoa; Chordata; Mammalia; Primates; Hylobatidae.
UUCUUGGGGCUUCUCCGGGGGUUGUGCUCUUCCGCACUCGGAUCGCUUCUUAGGAAUAUCCUAACUGCCGGUGGGAAGAACUUCGCCCUAAACCUGGGAUUCCGAUCCAGGAACUGGAAGUUGACAGCUUGGCUGCCUGGCUCCUGCAUCUGCCUUUUCCACUCACCAUCUCAUUUCUUUCUCCAGGAUUGUCAGUGGCUUCGCUCCGAGGAGAGCUGACUGCCCUGGGCUGCUGCCUCCGGCAGAGCUGAGCCAAAAUGUCCCCGGAAUCUAAAAAGCUUUUCAACAUCAUUAUUUUAGGAGUUGCCUUUAUGUUUAUGUUCACUGCCUUUCAAACUUGUGGAAAUGUGGCGCAAACUGUCAUCAGGAGCUUAAAUAGCACAGAUUUUCACGGCAGUGGAUAUACCAGCAUGGCUAUUAUCUAUGGAGUGUUCUCUGCUUCAAAUUUGAUUACACCAUCAGUGGUUGCCAUUGUAGGACCUCAACUCUCUAUGUUUGCCAGUGGUUUAUUUUACAGCAUGUACAUUGCCGUUUUUAUCCAGCCUUUCCCAUGGUCCUUCUACACAGCCUCUGUUUUCAUUGGAAUUGCUGCUGCUGUGCUUUGGACAGCACAAGGAAACUGCCUGACAAUAAAUUCGGAUGAGCACACCAUUGGGAGAAACAGUGGAAUUUUCUGGGCACUUCUGCAGUCUAGCUUGUUCUUUGGAAAUCUCUACAUAUAUUUUGCCUGGCAAGGGAAAACUCAGAUAUCAGAGAGUGACCGAAGAACAGUGUUUAUUGCCCUAACGGUGAUUAGCCUUGUGGGGACAGUUCUGUUCUUUCUCAUUCGGAAACCAGAUUCUGAAAAUGUCCUAGGAGAAGAUGAGUCUUCUGAUGACCAGGACAUGGAAGUCAACGAGUCUGCCCAGAACAAUCUGACAAAGGCAGUAGAUGCUUUUAAAAAGUCUUUUAAGUUAUGUGUCACCAAGGAGAUGCUCCUUCUUAGUAUUACAACUGCUUAUACAGGUCUGGAAUUAACUUUCUUCUCUGGUGUAUAUGGAACCUGUAUUGGUGCUAUAAAUAAAUUUGGAGCAGAAGAGAAAAGCCUUAUUGGACUUUCUGGCAUUUUCAUCGGCAUUGGAGAAAUUUUAGGUGGAAGCCUCUUCGGCCUGCUGAGCAAGAACAAUCGUUUUGGUAGAAAUCCAGUUGUGCUGUUGGGCAUCCUGGUGCACUUCAUAGCUUUUUAUCUAAUAUUUCUCAACAUGCCUGGAGACGCUCCGAUUGCUCCUGUUAAAGGAACUGACAGCAGUGCUUACAUCAAAUCCAGCAAAGAAGUUGCCAUUCUCUGCAGUUUUCUGUUGGGCCUUGGAGACAGCUGCUUUAAUACCCAGCUGCUUAGUAUCUUGGGCUUUCUGUAUUCUGAAGACAGCGCCCCAGCAUUUGCCAUCUUCAAGUUUGUUCAGUCUAUUUGCGCAGCCGUGGCAUUUUUCUACAGCAACUACCUUCUCCUUCACUGGCAACUCCUGGUCAUGGUGAUAUUUGGGUUUUUUGGAACAAUUUCUUUCUUCACUGUGGAAUGGGAAGCUGCCGCCUUUGUGGCCCGCGGCUCUGACUACCGAAGUAUCUGAUCUGGUGUCCGUGAGGGGACACGUAUGACCUCAGAAACACAGCUGGACACAGAGUUUGGUGGAAGAAGUCGCCUUUGAUCUUCACUAUAUAUUGGGUGUUCAGUAUGGAAAAUGAAGAGAUUAAGACUGUUAAAUCAGCCAGAGUUGGUGUUCAAGUUUACAGAUAUGAGUAUAUUUAAAGCAAGUGGAAUAAGGGAAAGCUGUUCUGUCAACUGUAAUUGUUCAAAGAUGUUGUUUUUCAUUUCAUCUAUCUCAAUUCUUAUAAUCAUGUUAUAGAAUGUAAAUGUUUUCUUCUCCCUCCUGCUCUUGUUGGAAGAUCCUGCCUUGAUUUAGAAUACUGGGCCAUAUGUCAUAUAAAUAUUUUUUCUGGAUAUGGAGUAUGUUUUGCUAUAUAAUAAUGGGAAGCAUAUGCCAUUCCCCAUAUGUGUUGGAGAAUGACAUUUAAAUAAAUAGCAAAGCUGGG